UUCAGUACGUAUUCGUUUCCGUAUUUUAGCAAUACAAAAUUUAUUGUAAGAUAUCCGGUAUUGCGCAAUAUAUUGAAAUCAUGUGAAGGACAGCUUAAGAGUUCUAAGGAAAGAUGGCAGAGGUUGUAGACGACAAACAUUCUGGAAGCACAGUACAGAACAUGUUAAAAGCAUGGGAAGAAGGAUUGUACUGUGAUGUUACCUUAAAAUGUGGAACAAAACAAAUCACAGCACAUAAAAUAGUUCUGGCGUCAUUAUCCGACUAUUUCAAAAAUCUUUUCAAAUAUCAUAACAUUCAAAGUGACAAUCAUAUUGAAGAGUAUGAGCUAGAUCCUAGUAUUUUCAAAGAGGACACUCUUUAUCAAAUUAUCCGAUAUGGUUACACUGGUAGAAUUAAAAUAGAAGUUGGAUUUGUUCAAGAAUUACUAAUGGCAGCAGGUUUUCUCCAAAUUAGAUUUGUUCUGACCGAAUGUGAAAAGUUCAUGACACAUAAUAUCGAAAUCGAUAAUGUGAUUGCUCUAGUUUCUUUCAGUAAUCUGUUCAAUUUGAAACGUCUUUUGGACGCAGUAUGCAGUUGUAUUUCCAAAAAUUUUAAAGACCUUAUUAAUAGUGGAGCAUUUUUGAAAUUAUCGACAGACGACUUUAAAACAGUGCUACAGACUGAUUAUUUGACUGUUUUUGAUCAUGAUGUUCCUGUAGAAAAUCCUGAACUAGAUAUUUUGAAACUAGUUGGUGUGUACCUUAGUAUUGCGAGUGUAAGUCACAAGGAUUUCAAAGCAGCUACCGUACUCGAAUUGCUUGGGGAAAUCCGUUUCAGUGAUAUAAACAACCCCGAAGAUUUGAAAUCAGUUGUCGAUCUUUAUCCGAUUCUGAAUUGUGAUUUACUUCAGAAUGCCAUUAAUGCUGAAUCAAACAUGAAAUCAGAACUAUUAGAUCGCAAGUUUGCAAACCGUCGUAAAACGCUCCAAACUGGAAGAAAAGGUUUUGCUUGUGGUGGUCAAGAGCAUCAUGUUCUUGAAAAGUUUGCUGAAGCUUGGGAAGAUGGCAAGGAUAUAAAUGACAGACCAAUAAACUUCAAGCUGUGGAUAAGAAGGUGGGAUGAUCGGCCAGUUUUAGGUGGAAUUUCUAUACAGUAUCGAAGUGGGAAACUUGUAAUUCACGGCGAAAAACCAAAGUCUGAAUCAAUAUUUGUGUCAGAACAUGAAUUUUCACUGGAAGAAAAUGAAGUAAUUACAAAAAUAAACGUUCGUAGUGGGUGGAUGAUUGACAGUUUAAAAUUUUUCACCAAUUUUGGACGAGAGUUAGGUCCAUUUGGGGGCUCUGGUGGAUCAGAAAUAACUGCAUCAUUGUAUGACGAUGAAGUAAGUUAUUUACAUUCCUUCGAUGGCAAGGUCGUCAUGGCCCAGGGAUAUCUUGGAAUUACGUGUUUAAAAUUUGUAUGGGUGAGUUACCGUGAAAAUCAGUGUAAUGAAAUUACCACAGACAGUGAUAGCGAAGAAGAUUAUGACAGUUUUGAAUCAAGUUAUGAUGGAUCAUGGAGUGAUUAAAUUGACAAAGAGCAGUGUAUACAAAAAUAUGAUUCCUUAGGGAAAAGGGGACACAGUUUAUGUCUCCCAUCGAAGUUCGGAACUCAGAAUCCUAGAAAAUAAAAGAAUAGAAAAUUA
Mytilus californianus (California mussel) is the source of this 1664-nucleotide messenger RNA. Its product is annotated as kelch-like protein 31. The coding region runs from base 114 to 1547 and encodes 477 amino acids. The record is from RefSeq and is a predicted model, not a curated record. The transcript has 2 exons. Lineage: Eukaryota; Metazoa; Mollusca; Bivalvia; Mytilida; Mytilidae. Gene Ontology annotation, molecular function: protein binding.